AUGGAGUUUGGUGAGCGCGAGGCCAUGUUGACCAAGCUGAUGCAAAGCGUGGCCAGCUGCAAAGGAUGUUCGAAAAAGGGGUUCUGGUGCCGCAAGCACGUCAACAAAACGCCCUAUCUCAGAUCGACACGGUUUCGCCUUCAGCUUGGCACGCCAGCGCAAUGUUACUACUGCCAGCGCGUCUUGUCCUCCAACCUCUCAGUCAUGCGCCACAUGCAAACGGAGAUCACUCGGCUCGACCUCAACAAAGCAGGGCAGAUAGUUUCGCCAGGCUUUCGCUCAGGCGAGUUUGGAUGGGCCGCGCACGAUGGCGGCGGGUUGCUCUGCUCCAGCAAAUGCACCAUGCAGCACCACUAUCCAGACUCUCGACAGAAACCUGCUGGGGAGUCAGAAGCAGCAAGCGUAUCAGCAACAGAUAGAGAGCAAGUUGGCGGGAAACAUGCUGCUUCACUUUUAUCGUCGAUGCCAUCCACAACUGGACCAGCGCCACGCGCCAGCAGCAAGAGCGGCGGUGAUGGUGAUGAGGUGGUAGGGUAUUCGAUAGCGGAGCAACACCAAGUGACUGUGGGAAAAGAUGCGAGGAGACAGGCGAGCAUGAUGGCGCGUGAUGUUCAGACAUCAGCCAUACAACCGGACAGCCGUGACGGUGCACGCGCAGCAGAGCAUGCGUCGACACAGGCCAGCCACGCCAGACAGGACCGCAGCGUCGAUGAUGGUGGCGAUGGUGGCGAUGGGCAUGAUGUGACUGCCUCGCUCCCUGCGACUUCAGAUGCGGUGCUGUUUGACAGCGCCAUCACCCCUGCCGAGGAGCUCACCAUGCUCCUGUCCGCAGUCACGCACCACCACCGUCGUCAUCAUCAUCAUUAUCAUCAUCGUCGUCGUCGUCGCCAUCCGCGUCGCGUGUGGCAGAGUCGUCCUGGCAGUGGAGAUGGCAGGGCUGCAUUGCUGACCGAUGGCGAUGAUGAUGAUGGUGGUGAAUAUGAUGAUGUUGCUGGUAAAUAUGAUGACGACGACCACGAUGAUGAUGAUGAUGAUGAUGAUGAUGACGCUGGUUGUGGAAGGGGUAGUGGGGCGGCUGUUGUUCGCGGUGAUGAUGGCGCUGUAACGUUGGUGAGGACACUUGCGUCAUCGAAGCAGCAAUUCGAAGGAGGAGGGUUGCAAGAGCGCACUGGCGGGAAUAGAGACUCGGACAACCAUGGCAACGUGGCUGACGUCGGACAGCGGCAGCACGAACACCAACAGCACGAACACCAUCCACAGCACGAACACCGACAGCACGAACACCAACAACAGCACGAACAGCAGCGGCCUCAACAUGAUCAUCAUCAUCAGCAGCAGCAGCAGCAGCAGCAUGUGCCUGGCUGCCUGCCAUCCCCUUCAGGCUGGGUGCGUGUGCUGAGCUGUGAGGAGUGGAUGUGUGCGGCGGCGCCCCGAGCGGCGUGGAGGCGUCAGUAUGAGGUCGAGGUCGUGGCAGUGCUGCAGCACACGCACCUCCGCGAUGAUGGCGAUGAUGGUGGCCAUGAUGAAGUGAGUGCAAGCGGUGAUAAUGUUGGUGGUGGCGGUGGUGGAGAUGAAGACGAGGCAGAAGACAAUGGCUGUGAUGGCGACGAUGCCAGCGAUGGCGCUGGCCGUCUGCGGGGUGAACGUGGUGAUGGCGAAGAUGAUCGUGUGAACGCUCGCUCAAACCCCGGUCAACCUGAAAGCGGCACUGUACACGAUGGUGCUGGCAGCCAGCAACGGCCAGACCAAUUGCUUCCCGUGCCGAUGGAGGCGUGCAGCGACGGCGACGACGACGAGGGGGAUUUACCCGAUGGCAACGAGCAAACAACCACCGGCGCGCACGCGCGUGCCGAGCGUGACGGCAGUGUUGAUGCACGGGUUGCCGGAACCACCGCUGAUGGCGGUGGUGGUGGGCUGAGCGAAGAAGCUGUGGUGCAGAUGACAGGUGCACAGCGGGGCGUUGGCACUGGUGGAGCUGUUGCUGCUGCUGAUGAUAUGACGGCUUUGAGCAGAAUCGACGCGCAUGUACGUGAAGUCGUGGCGGCGAAGGCGGGCGAACACACAGCGUCACCGCAGCCGUAUGUCCCCACAACACAGCACCAAGCCUAUGCGGGCGUUGGCGACGACGGCGUGCCGCAGGUUCGCGUGCCGGCGUGUGUGCUUUGUGGCCAACACGCCGAGUUUUGCUGCACUGGAUGCUAUCAGGCAUACUACUGCAGCCCCGCCUGCCAGCGCCAGCACUGGGGCGAGCACAAGCUAUGCUGCACCUAUGCCGUCGUGGUCAACGAAUCAAACCAUCAGCACGUGCAGUAG
Messenger RNA from Salpingoeca rosetta, 2313 nucleotides. RefSeq lists its product as uncharacterized. The record is from RefSeq and is a predicted model, not a curated record. NCBI's taxonomy places the organism in Eukaryota, Choanoflagellata, Craspedida, Salpingoecidae. The transcript has 6 exons. The coding region runs from base 1 to 2313 and encodes 770 amino acids.